CGCUUCCGUUUAAAGUCCUGCUGUUUUUCUCCAGACUGUGAAGCUGGGUAAAACGGUUUGCCUGAACUUUUACAAAGACCUUAUUCAUAUUAAGUUAAAAUGGAGAGGAGAGUUUUGUCUGUGAGGACGAAGAUAAAGGAUAAUUGUCCCAAGAAGGAAAAGCUGGACCUCCCAAAGUGGAUGCAACGGGAUAAUUUCAGGGGACUGAAAAAGCACUCAGACAGAGAUACUGAUGAUGAGAGUUUUGACACCAUUGAGAUGUUACUCGACACCGAGAAGCAGUUUAUGGAAGCAGCAAAGAGGAAUGAUCUGAAAACCAUGAAGUAUCUUGGAAAAAGUCUGAACGUCAACGCAAAGAACGUGCACCACAGGACAGCCCUUCACUACGCAGUAGCAGGCAAAAACAAGGAAGCAACUCAGUUCCUUCUGCAGCGCAGGGUCAAAGUGGACCAAAAAGACAAGUAUGGCAUGGCACCCAUUCAUCUAGCUGCCUGGUUUGGCAGCUUGGAGAUCCUGAAAUUACUGGUGCAGGCUGGGGCUGAGCAGAAGGUUGAAAAUGAGGACGGACUGAACAUCAUGCACUGCGCUGCCAUCAACAACCACACUGAAAUUGUAGAGUAUAUUAUCAAUGAUAUGCAGAUGAAAGAAUUAAACAAGGAGGAUCAGUCAGGACAUUGUCCUUUUGCACUGGCAGCAGAACAUGGGAGCACUGAAAUGUUAAAGAUACUGACGGAGCCAUACAACAUGGCCACAAUGAAGCCCAACAAGAGAGGGGACACUCCCCUGCACUUAGCUGCCAGGAACGGCCACUUGGACGCCGUCCAGCUGCUGCUGCAGACCUUUGAUUCUCGGGAUGAAGUCAAUGUGGAUGGUGAGACAGCUUUGUACCAGGCGGCAGAUAACAGUCAGGAAGAAUGUGUCCUGGCCCUGCUGGAGGCCGGCUGUGACCCCAACAUCCUCACAGUGGCCAAAUGCAGCGCUCUCCAUCCAGUCUCAGAAAGCGGAGACACGUCUCUUCUCCAACUCCUUUUAGAGUACAACGCCCAUACAGAUGUUCAAAACCAGCAGCUGGAGGCUCCUCUCCAUCUGGCAGUGAAGAACGGUCACAUCCCUGUUAUCCAUUCUCUUGUAGCAGCAGGCUGCAACAUUAAUGUAGCCGACAAGAGACUCCAGACUGCACUGCAUCUCUCAGCGGAGCUCGGCAGGACUGAAGUUGUGGAAAUGCUCCUAAAAGCUGGUGUGGAUCUAGAAAUCCGGGACAGACAGGGUAAAACUGCUCUGGGUGUGGCAGCCAGAGCAAAUGAGGUGAUCAUUGUGGACAUGAUCAUUAAAGCAGGAAGAUACUACAGCUGGAGAAAGGCCAACCCUGAGCUUAAUGAAAGCGUUCACAGUGAGCAUCCGCUAACGUUUAAACUUGACCACCGGAAUGAAACCAAGCAGCUCCGUUCUACUGCCUGGCGCCUAGCGUACGAGCUCCUGAAACCCGGAGACUGGAAAAGACUGGCAGAGAACUGGGCCUUCACUAAGGAGCAAGUGGCUGCUAUUGAGGAUCAGUGGACAGGUCAGCACAGUUAUAGAGAGCAUGGCCACAGGAUGCUGCUGAUCUGGCUCCACAGGGAGGAGCUCGCUCAGACGAAUCCUUCCAAACAACUCUACCAGGAACUCAUCCUCACUGGGAACAGGAAGGCUGCUGAUAAGAUUCGGACGGAGGCAGAGAACACCAGCAAGAGUUGCUGCAUUUCAUGAUCAAUUUUGUUUACAUAAUUAUCAACCAUUGAUUUCUGUAAUAAGUUAGUGGUAAAAGCAUUUAUUUAGAAAAUAGCAAUGUGCUGCUGAUCCGUAAAAUAUGACUUUGCAUUAAGAAAGUAAGCAACCAUUGCUGCUAGAUUGUUUCUAAAUCAUGAAUGGAUGCACACAAAUGAUUUUAUACAAUAAAAUCCACGUUCAUAAUGUGCAUAAUUUAAAAGCAAACAUCUGAAAUGAGGUAAAAGUCAAUUUAUAACCCUAGACUGUAAAUAAUAAGAAAACAUUUCUACUAGUCUAUCUGCUAUGCCUUUACAUAAAUGAAAGCCAACAAAAAAAAAACAAACAACACAGAGGUAAAUCUGUUGUAGGAUAUCAAA
Messenger RNA from Xiphophorus hellerii (green swordtail), 2123 nucleotides. RefSeq names its product ankyrin repeat and death domain containing 1B (gene ankdd1b). Gene Ontology annotation, molecular function: protein binding. Lineage: Eukaryota; Metazoa; Chordata; Actinopteri; Cyprinodontiformes; Poeciliidae. The transcript is spliced from 15 exons. Gene Ontology annotation, biological process: signal transduction. The record is from RefSeq and is a predicted model, not a curated record. Bases 100 to 1746 code for a protein of 548 amino acids.